GAACUUGUAUUAUGUAGCAGCUGAAAAAACAGAUAGUUUUGUUUGCUGAAAUAAUAUCUGGUUUAAAUCUCCUCCUACAAGGAGGAUCCUGUAUAGGAAGAACCAUAAUACAGGAUACAAAGGAGGAUUGAUGGCAUAUGCAUGUUACAAAGGAGGGGCCUAUAAACUUCAUGAGAAUGACCACGCCCUUUGACUUUAUUGCAUCACGCAUCAAUUAUAUGAUACCAAUUAUAUGACACGUCAUUCUGCUCUGCACAACGAGUGAGUAAUCAUAAUGGAGACUUUAAUUGCCUUUAAAUUUAUAUCAGCCGUGUUCUUAUUUCUGGAUAUAUUGAAGGAAACAAUGAAAAAGAUAUUAGCAGCAGAGGAGGCUGUUCAAAUUGAGAACCCUGGUCACGAACAUGUAUAUGCAAACAGUGUCAACUAUUACUCCUGUGAUGACCAAAAUGAUAACGAACAAAAUGGUAAUGAACAAAAUGGUUUAGAAGGCCAGGACCUUGAAAGUACAUGUACAUGUACAUAUACUUUUACACCUACAGAUACUGAAGACCUUACUAUUUCAAUUGAGGGAAACCAGAACUUAGAAAAGCCCUUCUCUCUAAACCUCUUCCUUUAUUCUGUCUUUGUUUUCCUCUCAUCCUAUGUGCGUUCUAUGUUUAACUCCAGCAAACCUGAGCUCCAGGUUGAAGAUGACGGCAGUACAGGCACUAGCAUUGACAGUGAAGAAGAAGACUUACCUCUUCCUGAAACAGAAUGGCCUUCUCCUAUACAACAAGCUCCAAAUUACGUAACUGAUGAUUCCCGAAAGAGUAAAGGAACAUCAGGAUUUGAUAAAAAGAGUCGUACCAAAAACUUAAAGAAUUUUUCAGGAUAUGAAAAAGAAGAGACGGAGCACAUCAAUGCAAGCAUCUUGAGCACUGAAGAUGACAAUAUGUUUCCUUUAUCUUUACAAGACUUACAAGCAUAUUUUGAGACUAGCCAGGAGUGGGUUGUAAAUAAUAUUCACACUAUUCCUCCUCAUGGUACCAGUGAUGAAUUAGUCAUGCCAAUCCUUCAUGUAACUCCGUCAAAACCUCCUAAGACUUCAAUAUCUGAUCCGCCUCCGUCUCAUUAUAGCGACCCACCAUCGGAUAAACCGAUUACUACUGAGUCAAAUGUCUACCAACAGGAAGGAGGAAUGGCUGCUUUGGUUCUACCAUCCAUUCAUUGGGAAACACUGCAACAAAUUUAUAAUGAUCACAGUGAACUUGUCGUGCCUCCUGAAACGUUUUCUAAGCAUGAAGAAGAUUCAUCUGAGCUUUCUUCAGAUAAUGAAUAAAAGUGUGACUUGCUGUAGUAGAUUAUAAGUAGUGUAGUUUGUGUAAUAUGUGUAUAGUGAACAGCUGAAUUAAUAAUUAGGAGUUAAGACUAAUAUUUUUUCUUAGUUAAUAAUGUACUGUACAUGCAUAGGCACUUAUUGUAAUACUGCUGCUAUAUGUUUUUUAUUUUUACUAAACCAGAAAAA
Amphimedon queenslandica is the source of this 1504-nucleotide messenger RNA. RefSeq lists its product as uncharacterized. The record is from RefSeq and is a predicted model, not a curated record. The coding region runs from base 275 to 1318 and encodes 347 amino acids. NCBI's taxonomy places the organism in Eukaryota, Metazoa, Porifera, Demospongiae, Haplosclerida, Niphatidae. The transcript is spliced from 4 exons.